This is a messenger RNA of Branchiostoma floridae (Florida lancelet), 3333 nucleotides long. Its product is annotated as actin-like. The record is from RefSeq and is a predicted model, not a curated record. The transcript has 10 exons. Lineage: Eukaryota; Metazoa; Chordata; Leptocardii; Amphioxiformes; Branchiostomatidae. Bases 457 to 2319 code for a protein of 620 amino acids.
UGUACUUCUCACAUUGCAGUUAGCAUUUCUCCCUCUCCAAGCAAAUAUUAGAGGCGUGGAGCCUCCACACAUGUGACUGUGUGUAGGGACAGUCUCACACACACACACACAGCACCGUCCUUCAGACAACAACCAUGCAGGGUCUCCCAGGUUCUACCAACAAUACCGGUACACAAUGAGGGAGUCUUUCCCAAACCCUCGUCUGGUGAAAGCACAGAGAGAGACUGCUGAUAAAAGCUCCAGCUACAACUUUUAAAGUUUACAGCCCGGAGUGCGUGUGACGUCAGCUUCUGAAGCCGGGCCAGCUUGCGUGUUCUGCUGACAACAACAGACUUCUGCGUGCGUGUGGAUCGGUCUCACUUCCACGGAAACACUACCAGGUGACGACACGACAUUGCCGCGGUCCGCUUCCUGUCUGAACCCGGGCUGAUACAGCGCGCGAGUGCCGCUGAGAACAUGUCGGACUCGACGUCGGGAAUACUGGACUUCCCUGUGGUCCCAGUCAUCUGUUCUCUGUUACUCGGGAUCCCUCUAUUAGUCUGGUUCUUUCGACGGGACUCAGGAGAGAGCAAGAAAGGUCCAAUUCGCGUUGUUAGAGAGGAAGAGAGCGUCGAGAAAAAACAACAUGAUAGCACACAAACAGACGGUGUGUCGCUGGGCAAACAAGAAAACGUGUCCGGUUCGGAGAGUUGUGAUCACACAAGCUCUGUAGAAAGUCGGAGAACAGAGCAGCCAGAAACGUGUGGGACAGUCGACUCAACCACAGACAGCGAAGACGACGGAGAAUUGUCGGAAAGUGAGCAGACCAUUAUUCCGAGAACAACGACAAAGGGGACAAUACCUGAGCAGAAGAAAGUCUCCUCGCCCUCCUCGUGCCGGCUGAAGCUGGUGCCAGUGAGCAGUGUGUGGAGGCUGGCUCGCAGCGCUAUUAUCUCUUUGCGACUCGGGUCCUGGCUCAAGUCUCUGGAAGACGACCUGCUGAACGACGAUGACUUCUGUGAGUUCGAAGAUGAGGACGACGAAGAAGAGGAGAGGGAUGAAGAGGAGGCCAAGUUCAUUGACGACGUGGAUUCUCCUCCUUUGCGACACAAUGGUUACAUUGAGGACAGACUGGAAGACUUCUCUGAUCACAGUAAGACGAGGGCUCCGACGAGAGCUCCCCCUAGCGUCAAGCUAAGGACGAAGCAGUCGGGAUCAAACCUGCUGGACGCUGUUGUUCUGGACAACGGAUCGUACAGCAUCAAGGCUGGCAUCGCCGGUGACUUCUCUCCUGCAGCCAACAUCAGGAAUGUGAUCGGCAAAAGGAGAGGAAACUACAACGAGUUGUACACGAGUGAGGACGAUAAGUACAUAGGAGAUGAAGCCAUUGCCAGCCAGGGGCGCCUUACGUUUGACUUCCCCAUGCAAGAUGGAAGCGUUAAGAACUGGCGGGACCUGGAGGCGGUAUGGGAUUACGUGACCCGUUCGGAGAUGGGGGAGACUCUGGGUGACCGACCGGUCAUCGUUACCGAGACUAUGGCGAUGCCGAGGCAACAGAGGGAGAGACAUCUACAGGUUCUGUUCGAGACGUUUGACGUGCCGGCAGUUUUCCUGGUGCAGCAGGCGGCCAUGGCUCUUCAUGCCCAGGGCAAAUCCACAGGACUGGUGGUCAGCAGUGGCCACGGCGUCACCGAGGUGGUGCCAGUGUACGAGGGGCACUGCAUAGAGCAUGCGUCAAGAAAGUUGUUAUACUCCGGGAAACACGUGACUGCCCAGCUGGGGCGGCUGCUACAGUUUGAGCGAGGCUACACCUUCACAUCCUCCUCCGAGUUGGAAAUCCUCCGGAAGAUCAAACAAAACAUGGCCUUCGUUGCCACCGACUACGACACUGAAAUCAGAGAGAACGAGGCCCUCCGGUCGGAGCCGACGGAGUUCACGAUGCCCGACGGGAACCCGAUCUCCAUUGGGAACGAGCGGUUCAAGUGUACGGAGCCUCUGUUCCGUCCGGAGGAGGCGGGGGUUCACGAACAAGGGCUGCACGAACUCAUCCUACAGGCGAUUGAUAGCUGUGACACGGACCUGCGGCCCGAGCUGCGGAACAACAUCCUGGUGUACGGCGGGAACACCAAGCUGCGCGGCUUCGUGCCGAGGCUACGGUCGGAGCUGAAGGGCUGCAGUGGCGGGGAGACGUUCCACCUGGACGCGCCCUCAGACCGGGAGAACCUGGCCUGGAUCGGUGCGUCCAUCUUGGGCGCCGAUUCCGGCUUCUCCGACAGUUGGAUAACUAUGGAGGAGUACGCCGAGCAUGGCGGGAAAGUCGUCCAUCGGAAGUGCUUCUAAACCAAAGCCAAUCACUACAUAUAUGAGGUGGAUAGUUCUCAAGCCAACCGGCGUCUUUGCAUUGCAAUUAUCCCUCAUUGCCGAUGCUGAAUCGCAAUUCUAGUUUCACUGUGGAUAGACAAAUAAACAAACAAACAAAUAAAUAAACAAACACGAUUCUUCAGGAGUUGAACUCAGACUGUUAACUGUUGUGCGGGUCCAGUGAAGCCAAUGAGGGAUGUGGACCAUUGCUGUAUCCACUCAACGAAAGGCAACCAUUGAAAACUAACAUUGUACACUCGCAUUCACUCUUUGCAAACUGAAGUUCACAACUAUUGCAACGCUGUUUUCGGUAAUUCUACGAACAGUUAGCGACACCAAAGCCCCUCAUUGCUUGCUGCUACGACAGUAGUUCUUAGUUGAGGGCAGUCAAAAUACGGAUUUUUACGAAGUUAUACGAACGUAUUGAAUAUGAGCUUUGACACGUGUAUAAAAAGUUUGUUUGGACGUCAGAGAAAAGAUGAACUGUACAUUUUGUCCAAGUGGAAACUGGCGAUACGAUAUUAUUUCUUUGUUAAGUCGACAUCGAGCUAGUUCAUAUUGUGUAAACCAUAUCAUUUAGUGCCAAAACGUGGAAUUUUUUUGUCUUGUUAGAUUAUUACCUUUUUAUAAAGAGCGGUAAAAGACAAGACCUAAUGCAAAACGUGUUAUGCUUCUUUUAUUUGCCAAAAUGUUUCUUUAUCUUGAUGGCUGUGCCAAUGGAAUGUAGCUAGAUACAAAAUGUAGCAAGAAAUAUGAAAUUCAAGUGUUUGUAUUAUGUAUGAUGGUCUUAUUGAUUGUUUUAGCUAUACAUGAGGCAUAUAUGACGGAAGCAUUGACAACUUGUAGUAAUGAAAAGAGAUCGGUGUGAAACUGGCUUCUUUUGUAAAUGAAGGUAUAAUGUGAACGUCACCUGUGUCAUAGGGAUAGGUAAUAGUUGGAUCACACACGUCCAACAUAAAUGAAAUCACAUGAUGAAAUAAAACUGAAUCCUUA